CACAUCCAUUCAUAACCCCCUUCAUCCAUCCGAUCGCAUCACCGUCCACUCCUCUCUCUCGCUCUCUGGAAAUGGCGCUCUCUCUCUCCUCCACCACGUCCCUCCAUAGACCCACCUUCUUCCUCCAACCACCACCACCUCUCUCCACCAGAAAGCCCUACAGACAACCGCAGCGGAUCAAUUGCAUCAAGAGGGAAGGGGACAGCAUACACCCCAAGUUCUACGAGGACGCCAAGGUCUUCUGCAACGGCGAGCACGUCCUGACCGUCGGCGGGACCCAGCCCGAGUACGUCAUCGAUGUCUGGUCCGGAAACCACCCGUUCUACCUCGGGAGACGGUCCCAAACCCUCCUCGACGACGAUCAGGUGUCGAAGUUCCGAAAGAAGUACGGCGAGUUGACUGCGUGGAUGGAGAUUCCGGUGUUGAAGGGAGAUAUUGUUAUACCGCCCAAGCGCAAGUCGGGUACAAAAAAGAAGUAGAGCUUCUUCCUUUGUGGAAUCUGGUCCAUCUAAGGUAUUUAGGCAUCGAAUUUCGAAUUCAAGGAAACCUGUACAAAUGAAUGGUCUCUCAGUAUGGCAUUUCCAUUGUGUUUUGUAGGCGAGAAACUUGGUAGAAUUAUUACCGAGAUUUGAAAUGUCAGAUUUUGCAGUUGGAAACAGAGUUAGGUACUAAACAUCGUGUUAUGAGUAGAGAUCUAUAACUACUUGUUCCCGUUUGCUGGGCAAAAACCUAUACCGGAACUCAAAUGGUUGUAGGACAGUAAACUGAUUUUGCAUGUUCUCACAAUCACACGCAGAUAUAGAUCACAAAAUGAUUUUAUUUAGGAUAAUUUAACCUUUAUGAUAGUACGAAAUGCUCCCAUCAGUUCCUUGAUGAUGACAGAAAACUACGAUAACAGCUCAUUUACAUUACACUUCACGAGCAUAUUGAGAAAACUACAAUAACAGCUUAUUUACAUUAUACUUCGAAUGAGCGUAUUUUUCUGUACAUCGGAAAUUUCACUUAUAAUGUUGGAAUCAAAGAAUUAACACCCCAAAUAAAACCAACCAAAUGAAAAAGUAGUCUACAUUCAUCUCAAUCAUACACAAAGAAGAAAAGAAAAAAGACUACAUGCCUACAUAUGACUGAUCAACAUACCAUACAAUCGAA
Molecule: messenger RNA, 1149 nt
Organism: Rhododendron vialii
Lineage: Eukaryota; Viridiplantae; Streptophyta; Magnoliopsida; Ericales; Ericaceae
Product: large ribosomal subunit protein bL31c
Exons: 3
Coding region: 72-479 (135 amino acids)
Biological process (GO): translation
Cellular component (GO): ribosome
Molecular function (GO): structural constituent of ribosome
Source: RefSeq, a predicted model, not a curated record